Messenger RNA from Thyridium curvatum, 5046 nucleotides. RefSeq lists its product as uncharacterized. Bases 1 to 5046 code for a protein of 1681 amino acids. The record is from RefSeq and is a predicted model, not a curated record. Gene Ontology annotation, molecular function: ATP hydrolysis activity; ATP binding. The transcript is spliced from 4 exons. Lineage: Eukaryota; Fungi; Ascomycota; Sordariomycetes; Thyridiales; Thyridiaceae. Gene Ontology annotation, cellular component: mitochondrial outer membrane.
AUGUCCGUUCCUCAAGGCAAGGCUGCCUACAAGAAGAAGGAUGGCAUCAUCACACUAUCUGAGGACCAGCGAACGGUCAUCUGGACGCCUCUCCCCGGAACCGGCCCGCCUGUUAUCUCCUUGAAUGUCGCCAACAUUACGAACUUGCAGCAAACACCGGAUUCUUCCGCCAAGGUCAUGCUGAAGAUCUUUGAGAAGCCGCCGUCAUCGGAAGGCGAUGCUGUGGCCUUCCUCUUUCAUUUCACCUCCCCCACCGAUGCCAGGGCCGAGGCAAAUGCUGUCAAGGACCUGCUCUCUCGCUUACUGGUAGAGAUACGCGGCAGCGACCCCAGGCUGCCCAAGCCAGCAGCAACGCCGGCUGCUGCAAGCCCGGCUGCUGCUGGCAACGUGAAUGGGAGCGGAUCCGCAGCUAUGUCCUUUGCCAGCGCCGUCAACUCGAGACCUGCCGCGGCUCGGUGGUUUGAUGACAGCCAGCUAAGGUCAGAUAUCGAGCUCCAGCAGUCGCUCAUGAAGCGCGAUAGGAAUCUCCACCAGACAUACAUGGAUGCCCGGCAAACAAAACCCGACUCCAUCUCGGACGCUGCCUUUAAUUCGCAGUUUUGGUCAACUCGAACCAGCCUUCUCCGAGCUCACGCAAUCGAGAUGAACCAGAAGAAAGGCGCCUAUAACGUCUUGUCAGCAGUCAAACCCAAAACGGUGGAUGGUGAGCUGAAGCUCAACAUUAGCGUUGAGCAGGUCCAGAUGAUCUUUGCCCAGCACCCACUCGUGAAGAGACUCUACAACGAGAAUGUGCCCAAGCUCUCUGAGGGUGAAUUCUGGUCGCGAUUCUUUCUCAGUAAACUUUCAAAGAGGCUCCGGGGAGAACGGGUCAACGAUAACGACAACACGGACCAGCUCUUUGACAAGUUCAGCGAAGCUGAUGACACUGUCCAGGCCACCAGGAUCCUGUCUCUGAAUGUGCCGCAUAUCAUUGACCUGGAGGGAAACGAAGAGAACCAAGGCGGUUACAAGAGUGGGAACCGCAAGGACGUCGAGAUGCGGCCUAGAUCAAACGUACCGAUUGUCAAGACGUUGAACAGCCUGAGCGAGAGGAUCAUGGCGAAUGUCGCACCCUCAGACCAGGAUGCAGCCAACCCUUCCGGCCUCGACGACGAGACGUACAGCGAGCUGGCUCUACGCGAUCUCCGCGGCGACUUGGAAGAGAGCAGGAUCAUUCUAAAUGUCAAGGAGCAAAGCCGGUUCUUUUCCAACCAAGACUCGGGUGCAUCGGCUGAUGCUAAAGUCUACGAGAGUCAAGUCCCAUCCGAAGUUCUCUUUGAUGUUCAGGCGGACCUAGACACUCUCGAGGAGGAUGGAGCCGGCGGGAUAGAUCUUCACACCGGCAUUGGGGUCGAUGAAGAUAGCGAUAGCGAUGACGAAACACCCAGGCAGGCCCAUGUCGGAUCACGAGCUUCGAGGAGGGGCGCACAGUCACGCAUUCUUUGUGGACUUGCGCAGCGGCGGGCCGAGGCGUUCGGCCAGGAGUCGGAUGAAACGAAGCCAAUGGGUCUCCCACAAGAGAUAGCACAAAAGGCGUUUCUCACCAAUGCCACCACGGUCGAGUUCCUGAAACAGUUCUGGACUACGUUCCUGUCGGGAGACCCUGACCGAGCCCAGGAACUCGCCUACCAUGUCGAGUCGCUGAAGAAAUCGCUCAUGCGAAUCGAUGCCGUUGCCGAGGAAGCGGAAGCUGCCAGGGAGCAACUCAUCAAGCAAAGGAGAGAGGAAAUCCGUGUCUAUUAUGAGAGGACUAAGAAUAGAAUCAAGUGGAGGUCUGACAUGGCACGUGGGGGCAAGAAAGCCGUGCUGACUCUCCUUGGCCCGACAAUAAAGGCCCUCCAGAAUGCGCAUGUUGAAGCCAUAGGCUGCAAGUCCCGAAAGGCCCUCUGGAUGCAUGCGGUGAGGGCUCGCGCCCUGCACGCAGUCCCGGUAACAUUCAGAACCAGGGCCCGACACUUUGUGAAGAGUGGCACCAGCGUGUCAAUUCCCCAGUCCAGACCUCACAGUCGAAGUCUUGCUAGUACACCAGCGUGUUGCCGCUCCGCCCCCGAUGAAGGCGAUGAACCCAAGAAAGACAAUGAACACCGUCCCCGGACCCGCCAACCCGAACAAAGCGCCCGGACAGGAAAGACUGCUGGAGACUCCGAGGCUGAUGGGAAAGCGGCGGACUCCCCGACAACUUCAACUCCAGCCGCCGAGGGCUUGAAGGAGGCCUUCGCUGGUCUCCCUGGUCGAGGCCGGAAUGGGCGGAAGAGAGCCGAAGAUGGAAUGCCCCCAGUCAAUCUGCCCCGGUGGUUUCUAAGCGAAUCCGUCAGCCUCAACGAUCGAGACACCCCUAGUGAACACGACCCCCAUUUCAGCGACCGGAUAGACCUGACCACUAUCUCAUCAGAAGCGAGAGACACACUCUACGACUACUAUAUGAGUUUGCUUAGAGAGGUAUCAUGGACGGAAGACAGUGUUGUUGAUGCCGUCUCAAGACUGCGCAAUGGCGACAUUGACCCGGUCGAAGCCUCAAUCGAGUUGGUACCCUGGUAUAUGGCUCACAUUCUUGCUGUACUAGCUUGUGGCCAAAACGGUUACUUGCAAUCGGCAACGAACUUGCACCAGCUGCUGCGAAAGCACAUCGCGGACCUCCCAAAGAUCUUAGCUCCCAACCGACCCCACCGGCCUUGCGAGCAGUUGGUUCAUUCUAAAGCUUCUGUCUCUUUCGCAUCAGGGACCCUGUCUCCUUGGCUUACAGGGAGGAAUGGUGACAAGGGCGAUGCGCUGAUGCGUCGCGAACUGGUUGCGACCUUGCGGGCUGAACUGAGAGCUGUUCCAUCAAAGCAUCGACUCUCAGAAAAAGCCAAGAGACCGGUUUCUGUGCUCACAGUGACAAACUUCCAAGGCCGGAAGGUGGCCGUCUCAGUGUUGGAUGAUGUGGCAAAAGUGCUCGAGGCGGACAUUGUUCACCUCAGUGCUCCUAGUCUCGCCGAGAUUGUCGGCGGCUAUCUGGGCCAAACCCCUUAUACGGGCCGUGGCGACAUCACCAUGUUAGGGUAUGCAGCCGCGGCGAUCAAUAGUCGGAUGCCACCGAGGUAUCAGGAGAAAAAGGACGAGGAUGUUGAGAUCCCCGAGCUGUUCUCUCAAGGCUCAGCCCGUGUCAUCAAGCUUCCAGGACUUGGACGCUUGGCCAAUAAACUAUACCAGAAUGCCGAGUCGGAUGAUCGAUGGGAUGAUUUGAAGACUCAGCAUGUACUAGACGAACUCACUCGGGCUGCUGACAUCAAACGCCCUGAGCAAAAUGCCCCGAGGGGCUCGAGGCUGAUCGUGCAUCUGUCCGAGUUUGUUGAGCUGAACAUGACCGGAGAAGGGGUCAUGCUCCUCAACAAGUUGCGCGUCGUUAUCGACCGCAUGUGGCAAAAGGGCACGGAAGUCAUUCUUGUCGGGUCGACCUCCUCCAACCUGGCGAAGUCAACAGAACUUCGUGACAAGAUUGAGGAGAUGAGCAAGGAUGAGUACCAUUUCAUCCCAUUCCACCAAAGUCUACCUGAGAGCACGCAAAAGGAAUGGGAACAGGAGGACAUCGCCUCGGAGAACCUAAGCAACAUCAGAGUUAUGCUGUCAGCCAUGGCGGGAAAGCCCAUUCGACUCCCUGAUGUCGCUACUAAUGAUAGCCCUGGCAACAAGGAAGUCCAGCAAUUUAGGGACUACCUGAGUGUUGCAGUGUACGAUAUUAAUUGGGUGUACAGGUUUGCGACCAAGAUUCUUGCUUUCGCAGGAUCUUCGCUGGAAGCUCUCCAUCAGGGCACAGUCCUGGAGGCGUUCCAUAUCAUGAAAAACCAGGACAAGUUCUGGGACCAACUCCAUGGCGCCGAGGGCCCAUACUUCUCGCCAUUGGCCUCCUCUCCGAAAUUGUCAGCGUCAGGAAAUGCGAUUGCGGGUGGCGCCUCGAAAGUUCCGUAUAGAGGAGAACUGAAUGAGUUUGAGAAGAAGUUCCUGCCCAGCCUGGUCAACCAAAAAGAAAUCAAGACGACCUUUGACGACGUCAUCUGCCCGCAGGAUACCAAGGAGACCCUCAUCGCGCUGACCUCGCUCUCCUUGACGCACCCGGCAGCCUUUCUCUACGGCGUUCUUGCUACCGAGCGAAUUCCCGGCUGCCUCCUUUACGGCCCGCCGGGGACCGGUAAGACGCUCAUGGCCAAGGCCAUCGCCAGGCACUCGGGCGCCAGCAUGCUCGAGGUGAGCGCCGCGAGCAUCAACGACAAGUGGGUGGGCAACAGCGAGAAGAACGUGCGCGCGCUUUUCUCCCUCGCGCGCAAGCUGUCGUCCACCGGGUCCCCCGUCGUGCUCUUCCUCGAUGAGGCCGACGCCCUGCUCGGCUCGCGCAGCAGCGCGCGUUCCCGCUCGGGCGGCCACCGCGAGACUCUCAACCAGUUCCUGCGCGAGUGGGACGGCCUCACCGACGCCAACAAGGCCUUUGUCAUUGUCGCCACCAACCGGCCCUUUGACCUCGACGACGCCGUCCUGCGCAGGCUGCCGCAACGCGUGCUCUUCGACCUGCCCCUGCGCGACGGCCGCCUCGCCAUCCUGCGCAGCCUGCUCCGCGACGAGACGCUCGACGCGGCCACCGUCUCGCUCGACGCCCUCGCCGCGGCGACGGAGCUCUACUCGGGCUCCGACCUCAAGAACGUGUGCGUUGCCGCGGCCAUGGAGGCCGUCAAGGAAGAAGUCCGCGCCGCCAAGAGGCACAACGACGACGACGACGACGACGCCGCCGCCGCCGCCGGGCCUUACGUCUUCCCCGAGCGCCGGGUCCUGCGCGGCAGCCACUUUGGCAAGGCGCUGCGGGACAUCGGGGCGAGCAUCAGCGAGGACAUGCCGUCACUGCAGGCGAUCCGCAAGUUCGACGAGCGCUACGGCAGCGCGCGGAGCAAGAAGCGCAGGCGCAUGGGGUUCGAGGUCAUGGGUGACAGCUCGCCGCGCUCGGACGAGGCGCUUGUCCGUCAGCCCGGAGGGGUUUGA